ACCUUGUUUACAGUUUACUACUUGUCUUAAUUAUUAGAAUAUCAAUUAAUGUUUAUCAAGAUGUUUACUCAUAAUCUAAUAAGUAAAAAAGGGCAGCCUGGGUGACUCAUAAUCUAAUAAUAUCCAGACCGUUGGUGCAGAUAUUUUGUCAAACAAGACAGUGAUCAGGAUCCAAUGACUAUAGUACUAGUACUUCCAAGUAAGCAAAUCAUAAACAUGUGAUAGGAUAAAAGUCACUUGCUCUAACAAAAAUUCUACUACUUUUAGCUGAAGACUCCAAACUUCAAUUAUGAGUGAAGAAGGUCAUCAUUACCACCAUGGCCACCACCACCAUCAUGACCAUGGCCACCACCAUGGCCACCACCAUGACCACCACCAUGAUCACCAUCAUGACCACCACCAUGACCACCAUGAGGAUAGCCCACCACCACCACCACCACCACCAGCAAUAGCUGAAUAUGGUACUUUUCAACCACCUCCUCAAACAGUAGUUGGUUUCCCUCAGCCAGUUCCUCCACCUGGGACACUUGAACCUUCUGAAUACUAUGCUCGUGGCUAUCAGUCUGUUCCAGGUCAUCAUCACCACCACGAUGGCCAUCACCACCAUCAUGGCCACCAUCACCAGCAUGGCCCCCAUCAUGGCCAUCACCAUCGUCAUGGCCAUCAUCAUCAUCACCACCAUGAGGAUAGCCAACCACCACCACCACCACCACGGCCACCAGUAGUUGGUUUCCCUAAGCCAGUUCUUCGACUUGGAGCACUUGAACCUUCUGAAUACUAUGUUCGUGGCUAUCAGUCUGUUCCUGGUUAUGUGGUUGAUGAGAAGGGGGCUGAAAGAGAGCCUCGCCUUCCUUGCUGCGGUAUUGGUCUGGGAUGGUUCUUGUUCAUUAUUGGUUUCCUUCUUGCUGCCAUCCCUUGGUAUGUUGCUGCAUUUAUCCUGCUUUGCACCAGAUCAGUUGAUCAUCGAGAGAAACCAGGAUAUGUUACAUGCACCAUAGCUGCUGUUCUUGCUACAAUUGCCAUCAUAUUUGGGUUGACAAGGAUUUAAUCAGCAAAGUGGUGAUCAGUUUGUGUGGAGUCAUAUGAUUUGUGUACUAGCUAGGUGGCUUGAUUAAUGUGAAUUUAUUAAGUGGUGAUCAGUUUGUGUGGAGUCAUAUGAUUUGUGUACUAGCUAGGUGGCUUGAUUAAUGUGAAUUUAUUCAGAAGAUGUCUGUAAAAAAUUUCAUGUUUUUGAUUAUAUGUUUUCCAGUAUUUGAUGAAACCAUCCAAAACUCAUGUAUUGUUUGUCUAAGAUUUGGUUAUGAAGGUAAACUAACUAGUAGUAUCAA
Molecule: messenger RNA, 1328 nt
Organism: Capsicum annuum
Lineage: Eukaryota; Viridiplantae; Streptophyta; Magnoliopsida; Solanales; Solanaceae
Product: 60S ribosomal protein L18a-like protein
Exons: 5
Coding region: 290-1048 (252 amino acids)
Source: RefSeq, a predicted model, not a curated record